This is a messenger RNA of Strongylocentrotus purpuratus (purple sea urchin), 3602 nucleotides long. RefSeq names its product hemicentin-1. Gene Ontology annotation, cellular component: plasma membrane; axon; neuronal cell body. Lineage: Eukaryota; Metazoa; Echinodermata; Echinoidea; Camarodonta; Strongylocentrotidae. Bases 208 to 2709 code for a protein of 833 amino acids. The record is from RefSeq and is a predicted model, not a curated record. Gene Ontology annotation, molecular function: protein binding; axon guidance receptor activity. Gene Ontology annotation, biological process: homophilic cell-cell adhesion; synapse organization. The transcript is spliced from 17 exons.
UUCAGUGGACUCACACGCACACUUGCCCAUGCACAUGUCUUGAGUCGAGAGGUAACGGGACUGGAUUGUUGGCUUCGAGAUUGGUGUUUGGAUGUACAGGAAGAGUUUAAUCAUACAUCGGUGAUGAGAGUAAAUUAACGUUAUAAGAUCAAAGAGUCUUUGGAUGUUUUAGCUGCGAUUGGAUUGUAUUUGAAUCGUAUCAUCACAAUGGCUGUUGCUGACGGACUAGCCUCCCUGAGGUUAAGGCUUGCCGUCGUAUGGCUUCUCGCUGGUGUACUGAGUGUUGCAGGUCUGCAGCUAGCUACACAAUCCAGACAGGAUCUCACAAGUCCAGAAGGAGCUAAGAACUUUGAGAUGUCAUGCCCUGUGACUGGGGCCGUAGGUCAACCUAUCUUCACAUGGCAAUACUCACCAGCGAUGCAUCUCACACCGGGCAAUAAGAUUGUACAAUCAGCACGCCAUAACUUCAGAUCAGAUUCACUCAUCAUUAAUCAGAUAUCAAAGACAGAUGCUGGUUUCUACACAGCGAGUGUUACUGAUAAUACCAGGAGGGUUGUCAGGUGUAUGUUUCAGCUCACUGUUGGAUAUGGUCCUGAGCUAGUUGAUGGUAUACCGACCACCGUCACGGCAAACUUCUCUCGUCCAUUCGUCCUGUCCUGUCCAGUGAGAGGCGUCCCAUUACCACACGUCAUCUGGAGAAAGAACGGGCGCACCGUCGCACCCUCAGAAAAUAUCCAGUUCAAUGGUCUGGAUAUCAAUUUUACUUCGGUCUCUGAUGCUGAUAGAGGGCAGUACCAAUGUUCAGCCACCAACCCUUACGGGACCGUCACCAGUCCAGUUACUAUCAUUAAUAUUCAAUGGCCUCUAAGGUUUGUGCAGGUUCCUCCAUCAGUGCUAGACAGGAGAGAGGGCCAAAAUGUCUCGGUGCAAUGUAAUGUGACAGGCUUCCCUCAUGCAAGGAUACUGUGGUACAAGAGGAAUGGAAAUGAAAGUGAGCAGAUCAUGAAUUCAUCACAUACAGUGAUAACCAACAUGUAUUCAGAGCGGGUCUCCUGGUCAAGACUGGACAUAGACUCCCUCAACGUUAGUGAUAAUGGGAUGUAUCAAUGCGAAGCAACCAAUGUCAACCAGCAAGUCAGCACUAACUUUGAUCUUGUUGUGCACGCUCCACCAAGAAUCACGUCUGUCCAUCCUGCCGUCAGAACAGCUCAUGUAGGCAUGGAUCUUGUCUUUGAGUGCACAGCCACUGGGUUCCCUCCGCCAAAGUUUACUUGGUUCAGGAAUGGAAGAGCCAUUCCUCGUAUUGGUAACACUCAUUUCAACGAAGGUUGGGACGGUAUCCUGACCAUUGAUAGUCUCAUUGAGUCUGAUGCAGGCAACUUUACAUGCCAAGCAUUCAAUGAUGUAGGAUAUGAAUACAGUAAUACUACUAGACUAGAUGUGUUUGGUAUAUACUUCAUAGAAAGAGCGCCCCCCAUGUUAGCUGUAGAGGAAGGUAACUCAACGCAGCUUGUUUGUGAUGUCGGUGGAUCUGAUUACGGUGUGAGGAUAGAAUGGUUUAAAGACAGGACUCCAAUCCAAUCACAAUGCACUCCAGAUCAACUUAGAAAUUUACCUAGAUGUAAGUACAUGAUAGUCAACAGCACUCUUCACAUAAUGAAAGUAAGUCAGCAAGACUUGGGAACCUACAUCUGCAAAGUAACAGAACAAGGAACGGCUGACCCUGAAGUCAUACAAGCUGAGACACAAGUUCUAUUUGCAGUUCCGGUGGCUCUCUACCCCAGAUUAAACGAUGUGUAUACGGGUGAUGCUGGCAAGCCUUUAGUCCUAGAAUGCAAAGCCACGGGAAGCCCGCCCCCUACUGUUGAAUGGCUAUACAGGGGAGUUCAUCCGCUCAAUGACUCACAUAGAAUGAUCUCCGGUGGUACGAUCAAGUUCCGUCGUCUGCUUGCGAGGGAUAGUGGGCAUUACCUGUGUGUGGCUAGUAACAACAUCACUGAAGCUAAGCAAGAUGUCAGAGUCAAAGUUAAUUCUGUGCCCCCCAUGUUGAACCUGGACAUUAAGCAGUCAGGUCAAUCAGUGACCUUGGACUGGAGGGUGGUAGGUAACGGUGGCUACCCGGUCAAGAGCUUCAAGUAUGAAUACAGAAUGAUAUCACCCAAGACUGGAAAGUGGUCCGCAGAUAAACUAUCUCCACAUUUGAGAUCACACACUAUCAAAGGUCUGAAGUCCAAUGCUACGUAUGAGAUCAAGAUGUGGGCUGUCAACAAGCUCGGUCAGGGAACCAUCACCAGACAAGUGUUUGCCACAGAUUCCCACGCGGGCAUUGGAAACAUCUUCAGCGGUCUCUCUGAGGACAAUCUCAAGUUGAUCUACAUCGGAGCUGGCGUGGCCGGUGGUUUGUUCCUCCUCAUCUUGGUAGUGGUGUUUGCCGUCGCAUGCAGACGCAAACCAGAUCCUUCAGGAAUCAGAAAACGUACAGACGGUGUAGAGGAUGGUCAAGCAUUGGUGGAUGAUUUCCAGGAAUCCCCGUCUCACAUCAAUCCAGCUUACGGAGGAGCUGACCACCCUACCAGCGAAAAUCUAGAACUCAAAGAUGUGAAUCCUACGGAUAGUAACGGAAUCAAGGAUAAGAAUGGGAAGCCCGUAGGAGGAUUCGCGGAGGAUAACGGAAUGGCUCUAAACCUAGACCUAGACUCUGGGCCAUAGACUCAACACCAGAUAUGCCUUGGUUAUGCAGCAUUGUUGUGUUUUUGUUAUGAUAUGUUGUUUCUAAUAAAUGAUGAGAGAAAAAAAAUUCAAAAACUGCAUUCAAAAGUGAUGUCUUGGAGAUAAUAGUUAAAAUGUGAUCUCAGUUGAAAUCCCAGUUACGUUCCCAUAAAGCUGUUCUGACCAAAUACAUGUAUGAGAACAGAAUUCACCUUAUUUUUUGUUUUCAUGAAAAUGUUAAUAUUCAUGAAAUUUUUAAUUGUCUGUAGAUAAUUGACCUGCUAAAUACUGUGUAUGUGUGUUCUUCUGAAAUGAUUUAUUUUCAUGUAUGUCUUGUACAAUGUAUUCUACUAUCAAUCGAUCUAUGCAGUAUUGAAUUGUUCAGAGUGCAAUAUUUAGAUAUCUUGCAAAAGUGACAUAUGUAUUUCAAGAGGUGGUAACAAAUGAUUUGUAGAAUACAAGGUGCUAGUAAUAAGAAAACUGUGCAAUAAUGAAUUUUCAAAGUGGAAUUAUUAUAUAUCUUGUUUUUUUUAUUGUUUAUUCGGGAUACACAUUUAUAGUGUGCUAGGUGCUUGUAUUGGUAAUACAAUAAUAAUAUAUUCCGGAGAAUGCCAUGAUUAAUUAUGCACAAACGUUUAAGUUCUGUGAAUCAAUUGCCGUAGUGGUCAACUCUCUCUCUCUAAACUACGGCCACCUGUCUACAGUGGAAUUGUGUGUUGAAUACCGUAACCUGUCUAGAAAGGUUACUUGUCUACAGUGGCCUGUCUUCCUGUUUCCCUUGACAGGUUUGACUGUGUAUGCUAAGAAUGGUUGCGUGCAAUUUCAUUUGUUGUAUAUUCACUUGUUCAUGUUCAUGUUUUUCUUAGAAACUAGGCUACAUGCGAAUUAUGGGG